Microdochium trichocladiopsis is the source of this 731-nucleotide messenger RNA. Its product is annotated as mitochondrial import inner membrane translocase subunit TIM13. The transcript has 2 exons. Bases 212 to 454 code for a protein of 80 amino acids. The record is from RefSeq and is a predicted model, not a curated record. Lineage: Eukaryota; Fungi; Ascomycota; Sordariomycetes; Xylariales; Microdochiaceae.
GGGGCAGUCGUUGCAUCAGGAUCCGAUAAAGCUUCAGACUUUUUAUCGAUUGUGCCAACGUCGAGAAGCGCAUCGACAACCACACCAACACCACCACUCUGCACCAGAUUUGCUUCGUAGCCAGCAGAUCGCUAGUCCAGCACCUACUCAAAUCCAUCGUUCUCGCCCGAAGCAACGGUCAUCCCACGCAGCUCUCACCGAAACCGCCACCAUGGACUCGGAAACCGUCAAGCUCGAGGUCAUCAAGCAGGUGCGGACGCAGUAUGCCAUGGAGAAUGCGCGCCAGCUGAUUGACAAAAUCAACGACCACUGCUUUGCCAAGUGCGUUCCCAAGCCCAGCACAUCCCUCUCGAGCGGCGAAUCGACAUGCUUUACGCAGUGCAUGGAGAAGUACAUGUCGGCGUGGAACCAGGUCAGCAACACGUACAUCACCCGGUUACAGAAGGAGGCGUAGACAGAUCACCGUACGGUCACCAUAUUCAGUUCUCGACUGUUCAAAAUGGGACGGGCUCGGUGGAGAACAAGUUGCGAUUCGAAACCUACAACGGGCGGCGAAGCAGCAGCAACGGAUGGCCGCUCGUCAUAUCUUCUGUACGAUAUGUAGAGGGAAAGGUAACGGCACGCGAGCCAACGGAAUGAGCUUGUACACCAUGUAUAGUAUAGACAGAAAUCUAUCGCCAUAACGAAUUAAAGCCGUUGGAGGGGUUGCUUCUCUUCCCGAGCCUUUCUUG